AUGCCAACCCGACGCCGCCCCCCAUCCACCACCAGCACCACCACCCCCAAACCCUCCACCAGCACCAGCACCACCACCACCCCGCGCCCCUCCAAACUCGCCAAAGAACACGCCCUCACCGCAGCCGAAGAAGCCGAGCUCCACGAAGCCUUCUCCCUCUUCGCCGAACCCAUGGACGGCGAAGAGCCUUACGGGGUCAUGCCCAUCAGCGACGUACGACGCGCGCUGAUCGCACUCGGCCUCCCGCCCUCGUCCCCCGCGCAGCUGGCCGAGUUCGCGUCGGUGCUGGACCCGGACGAGGAAGGGUUCGCGACGUACGAGGCGUUUGUGGGCGUCUGCGCGCUGCAGUUGCAUGCGAGGAGGGAUGCGGCGGAGGCGGAGGCGGCUGGUGAUGAGGGGGGGGCGCAUGCGGGGGAGUUGGAGGAGGCGGGUUUGGCGGUGACGAUGUUGGUGACGGCGGUGGUGAUGAUUGGGAUGGGAUAUCAGGGAAGCGAGUGA
Messenger RNA from Chaetomium fimeti, 498 nucleotides. RefSeq lists its product as uncharacterized. Lineage: Eukaryota; Fungi; Ascomycota; Sordariomycetes; Sordariales; Chaetomiaceae. Bases 1 to 498 code for a protein of 165 amino acids. The record is from RefSeq and is a predicted model, not a curated record. The transcript has 3 exons.